AGGUACAAAGGUGCGGCUCACGAUCGUCGGAAAAAACAAUCGUAGGAACGGUUCAUUGUUCGAUGAUUCGUGUAGCGAUGGAAUUUUCAAGUCUUGAGAACAACGGGGACUCGGGAGACGAUGCGUGCGUUACGAAGAAGAGAAGACGAAUAGAAGGAGGAAUCAAAGAGGUCGUUUUCAUUCACGCGUCUGCCGUUGAUGUAUGCUGUAAAGUUGACCUGGAAGUUUUUGGUGAUUUACUCGAGUAAACGUCGUAUAACGUGUAUAGGUAUACGUACGUUUACUCGGGGUAAACUAAAGUAGGACCGGCCUGCGGCAGACUGUUUGUAAUUCAGGCCCACCGUCCCUACCACCACACCUAUGUAUCCAGCAUACGUGUUACAUACGGUGCCGGACGUAGAGGAAUGCAGUCUGAACAGAAAUAGACCUUCCAGUGACUUGUGCCGAGAAGUGCAACGGAUCGGAAUAGGCCAUUGAGCCCAAAACGAGUUUUUCCGAACUACUCGUGGCUCAGUUUGUGUCUAAAAUAUGUAGCUGCUCGGUUGUAGAGCAAUUUCCAAAAUUAGAGAAAGAAGACCGUCCCUGCACUAUUCCGAAGCAUACGUCGACCGAAUCGAUUCCGUCGUAGGGGACACCGAACGGUGGCCACUCCAUAAGCUUCGGUUGACGUUCGUGCGUAUUUCUGUGCACGUGCAUCCGGACAACUGAGGGUAUGGGUGUGUGCUGAGAAGGCGAAAUGUCAUAACCGGCACUGCAAAUGCAAGAUUACAGUGGCGCGAUAGGAUGUCGGCGCAGUGUAACCACUUCGUGCAAAAUGCGUGGAAAAAGGAGCUAUGCUCGAACUGCUUCAAAUCACGAGAGGAACACUCGCAAGUCAACGACAAAACCGCCAAAUUCAACCCUGCGAGGGUUACCGCGAAGGCGACGAGCAGGUUACGCAACGAAGCCAAGCCGCAGAGUAUCCUGAAGGGAAAUACGCCUUCCAAAGGGAAGAAGAAGGUUGCUUUUCCCGACGCUUUGUCCGAAGUGAUUGGCUACGGAGGCGACGAUUCUUCCGACUCGGAAGAGUUCGAGUUGAGCGACUUCUUGGGAAUCCAGGACGAUCUGCCCGACGGGGAGGAGGAGCGAGCUCUCUGCAACCUCACGCGAGCGAACACCAAUUUCAAUACCGUAACGGCGAACCUCUCGUCCAACUCGGUCCCCGACUCGAAGAAAUCGUUCUCCCUCAUGCUCGGCAAAUCCCGCAAGGACUCGGAGGGCAAGAAAAAAACGUUGUUGGUAUCGGUCACCCCGUUUGGCGGAGAUACGAAUGUAAUACCGUCGGCGAAGCGCCCCAGCGAAUGGAGAACGAAGACCUUCUCGAAUUUCACAAGUCUCAAUAGAUCCGGCGGCGAGGAUGUCGCUCAGGUCCAGCUCAAGUCUGUCAGUAACAUCGCAGAUGAUAGAAUCGUGAGCGACGGAAGCGACAAAGAGACUCGCGAAGAGACGGCAAUAGCUCCGCUCGGGAAAAUCGUUGACAUGCCUCUCAUCACAUCGAGUAAUCUCAUUUCUGUUAUUCAGAAGAGCGACUCCCUGGACGUAGAGUCCGCGAGCUCGAGGGUUGUCACCGAGAGCUACCAAAAAUCCGCCGAUCCGGGAAACGGAUCCGCGACGAAGAAAAUUGGCAUCACGAGGACGCCAGGCGUCAAAAAGCAAAGAGACGUGGCGGGUAAGCCGAAGGUUACCUCUGUUGACAUGGUGCAGGAGGUUCAUAAGCAGACGGCGAAUAGCACGGACGAUCGCACAGCGUCUUGGGCGAGCGAUAAUCUCUCCGGGAUCGUGUACAAGGAGGUCGAGAGCCUCGAUGGGACCGACAACGAGGAUUCGACCGGCUCUGGCAACAAUCGGAUGAGAAAAUUCGAAAAUAGAGAAGGAACUUGGAGCGCCGCGCAGAUCAGGGGAAAAACCGGCAACGCGAUGGACGUGAGACUGCAGGGGCUGGACGAAGAAGGAGCCGGAGAUGGGAAAGGGAAAGGGAGCACCACUGGAAGAAACGAUGACCAGGGUGCCUUCAGUUGCCGGGUAAGUAGAGAGCUUGCCGGAGAACCAGACGGGAAAGCUGACGAAGAGACGGUCGAACCCCCGGCUUUGCCGAGAAGCCCACCACCCCAUUUUGACGGUGGAACGCACCUGAGGAUAUCGGAGAUGGUUGCGAGGCAGAAGAACACCGCGUCAGAACCGAGGAAUUCUUUUCUCUACAAUACGGCGAAGAAGACGAAGCCAGCGGUUCCGGAGAAGCCGAUUUCCUUACCUGCGAAACAAUCGCUGCAGGGCUUCAGGGGGAACUCUGAGAGUCCUCGAUCGGAUGUUGGUUCGAAUUCGAUUUCGACCAUAUGUGCCUUAGGCGUGAGAAAUGUUCAAGGCGAAGAACAGGAGCAGGUAGCGGUUAAGAUUGGAUCGAGCGGUGUCACGGAUGAGGGCAAUGUCACCGGUGGCGAGGACGAGGAAGAAGAAACGGAAGAUCGGGACGAAACUAUGCGUCAAAUCUUGGGGGACGGCGAAGCCGAGUCACUCGUACGAUCGCCAAACAAAAGACGAAUGGCGCCGAAGCCGCCGCCGCCGAGUAGCGUGACAAUCGCAUCGGCGGCAACGGCUACCACAUCCGCGGAUGACGGUUCGGGGGGACUUUCGCUCUUUUCGAGGAAACCGGGGGCGACGAAUCUCAAGUCCGACUCUCCGGUUGUCAGGGAAAAGGAAAAGAGAGAGAGAGCUUCGUCGUGCAGUCCGAAAUUCCGUAAAGACCAGGAGCUGGAAUCGACGAAAACCCCGGUGGAAACUACCAAAUCUAAUUCCGAUUCGAACGGAGUUCCAGAGCCCACGGCACGACGGAUGAUUUCACUUUCGCAAGAUAGCCUCGCAAGUGCGGAUAAAGUAGAAGAGAAAAAAAAGGCACGGUCUAGAUUCUCUCUGAAAAAGUUUCUCAGGAUGGGCUCCAAGAAAGAGCAAGUCGAGGGGCCGCUAGGAAUUCCGGCGAGGCUUGAAAUUAUGCCGAAAUCUCCGCAGCCGGGUACUUCUAAACCGAGACUAGAAAUCAUUCAUCCCCUGGAACUCGACGGUGCCGCCGUUGAGGUAGUCAGCAGGGACAGAGUCGCGAGAAUUUCGGAAGAGGUGAAGACGAACGUGGAUUCCGGCGUCACGGAUACCGCGGAGACUUAUCUCUCCUCGUUAUCGACGGGCCCCGGUCACCAUACUCUCGCGAGGCCUGGAAAACCCCCGCCACCGCCAAGAAAUCAGUCACUGGACGAUUGGGCCCGAUUAGACCCCGCGAACAAACCGGUGCGACCUCCACCGCCGAGAACAGAAGUAAAGUCUUCGGCGAAAUCUUGGCACCCGCCGAGCCCGACCGCCAUCGACUCGAUCUACGCAAAUCUGGCAGCGGAGGAUGUUCCAGGUGAAGUACGCAGCGCCCUUGCACCUUCGAAGCCCCAGAGGACAGCGAGCAUGCGGGACCAGGCCCUCUGCCAACCUUUGGCCACGAGGCGACUUCCCGCAGCCGCAUCCACCACGUGCCAGCCGAAGCGUGAGCAAUCCCGAGAAGGCCUCGCUCCCCCCGCGGAGAACGCGUCGCGGAAUAUGUCCGAUGACAGCCACGCGUACGAAUGUCUGUCGAGUUCGCCGGAAUGCGAUUCGACGUCUGACUUGCGUCACGGGGCCGCUAACAGAGAGGGAAUACGUGACACGAACUCCAAGAGGAAGUCCGACAGUAGUGCUCUGGAUCCGAGCAGUGAUUUAAAGUACCAUCAGCAACCGUUCACCAGAUCGACAUCGUUACCCUACUGCGGAAGCGAGACUGAAAGCGAGGUUUACUCUCCUUAUAGCUUUUACACCGGGGACGAGGGGCCGGAAGAAGACCAGGACUGGAAAAAUAAUAAGGAGCAGGAAUCGAGAGUUGGAAGGCUGAGCAAACGCCAAGGACGUAGUAUCGUUCACCGUAGCCUCGAGGAUAAUUACGGAGCUGUAGUUGUCGCGAAUCAUGAAGCUCUGGCCCAGAUUUUAGAACAGUUAAAUCAGAGCUCUGGGAUCCCGCCUGCGUUGAGCGUUUUGAAAACAGCAACCCUCCGCUUGACAGAUUUUGCACUCGACGAAAGUACAUGUCUGCCCCUUGGGCGGUGCGUAUUUUACACCGCUACAUGGAAAGAUGUCUUUGUCACAAUCUACAUUGCCCUCGAUCCGGUGCUUCACGUCUCUCGGAAGGAAUUUAAUCUCGUGCCAAUAAUUGCCUUCACAGAUGUGAUACCAGAUUUUGUAGCUGAGAAAAUGAAUUGCGGAAAAACCAGAAAUGUUGAAGCUACAGUUUCGGUCCUCCCGCAUCUACGCGUCAGUACGAUUUCAUCAUUUGCUUCAACUCUCCGAGACUCCACCGAAGAAAGUUACGCAAGAGAAGCGUGCUUCGUUCUUCUGCAGCUGGUAAACGCGUUGAAGAGCUUGCUGGCAAGGGGUGUAGAGGAGGCUCCGAAACAUGUGGACAAUGCAAUCCUCUGCCGUGAAGACAACGAUGCCUGCUACAGGCUUUACUUACUUCAAAGCCUUGGCUCAGACGGAAACGGCGAAUGCGCGGACGAAGAAAGAGCUUCGCUGUACAAGUGCGUUCUACAGGCCCUGCGUGACUUGGCGCUCUGCCGGAAGCUGCCUUUGGUGAAGGAGUUGCUGGAACAUGAGGGAAUAGCGAGUUUGUCACAGGUAAAAUCCGUCCUGGAGUACUCUUUGUGGGGGCCAGCUGACGUGACACUGGGUGGACCAAGAGACCGUGAGAUGAAUUUACAGAGGUGGCUUGAUCUCGAAAGAGCCACCGUCCUCCACGCUCUCGUGAGAGCUAGAGCUCCUCUUGCCGUCACAGAAGAAUAUCACUUGUUAUUUCUCGUUCGUACCAGCGCCAAAAUCAUGUGCGAAGCGUCAAUUCUUUUGGACGCGCAGCGAAGACAAUGAAAAAAAUAUCCAUCGCUGCUUAUACGUUACAUAGACUCGUUAAUUUCAGAACACGUAAUUUAAUAACCGUAGUAACAACUACUCGAUAUAAUGCUCAAUUAAUAAGGGAAAAAUUUAAAUAAAUUACUUAAUAAGAUUCCACGACUAAGAUCGGUGAAAUUGCAAAAUACUCGUAGUCAAUCAUACUUCGAUCUGCACUGCCGUCUACGUAAGAUUAUCUCGAGAAUGAAUUAACUUGCAUCCACUUUGAACAAUACGAACUGAGAGAGUUCUCCACAUUACUCGUAAAUACAUCAUUGCAACGGUGGGACGGAAUAUUUCUGAUCGUUCAGUGCUAUUGUACACUUGAACCAUUUACUUUUGAUACGUGCGCCUCCUGAUUGUUCCGGAUAUUCAGGCACCUUGCUGCACGAACUGUCUACCAUCCAAAUACCUUAUUUAGCUCUAUACCUACAAUACAUAUUCGAUAACUAUGCCAAUAUUCAUAUUUGUUAUUGUUUUUGUUAGUAAUAAUAUUAUUAUUAUUAUUAUUAUUAUUAUUAUUAUUAUUAUUAUUAUUAUUAUUAUUAUUAUUAUUAUUAUUAUUAUCGUCGUUGUUGUUGUUGUUGUUAUUAUCAUUACCAUCAUUAUCAUGUCAUCAUUAUCAUCAUUACCAUCAUCAUCAUCACCGUAAUUAUCAUUAUUAUUACUAUCUUUGUUGUUGGCAAGUUUCUUAGUUAGAUUUUCUAUUACCGUAAGCGACGAUACUGUGCAACACAAAAUCAAAAUUAAUAAUUGCAGUGAAAGUGAUGAGACAAAAUGAGCAGCGUAGUUUUUUGACGCCAAAAAUCAUCGUAAUGGUAUGAAAACUAUGCCAAUAUGACCAAAAGAGAAAAAACGAAAAUGCGUAACGCUAUUUAUAUAGAAAAAGGCAUACCGCUCCCAAUCAGCUAGUGCAUGUAAAUUUUCACAUCAAUAUGUAUUUUUUUUAAUGAUUUUUAUAUAAAUAUAUUUGAAAUUGAAUAACAAA
Athalia rosae (coleseed sawfly) is the source of this 5974-nucleotide messenger RNA. RefSeq lists its product as uncharacterized. NCBI's taxonomy places the organism in Eukaryota, Metazoa, Arthropoda, Insecta, Hymenoptera, Athaliidae. The transcript has 10 exons. The record is from RefSeq and is a predicted model, not a curated record. Bases 784 to 4965 code for a protein of 1393 amino acids.